Messenger RNA from Spodoptera frugiperda (fall armyworm), 4409 nucleotides. RefSeq names its product polyhomeotic-like protein 3. The coding region runs from base 632 to 3007 and encodes 791 amino acids. Lineage: Eukaryota; Metazoa; Arthropoda; Insecta; Lepidoptera; Noctuidae. The transcript is spliced from 7 exons. The record is from RefSeq and is a predicted model, not a curated record.
AACAAAUAGGCCCAAAUCAUGUGAAUAAUUCAUAGCAUCAGCCAUUCUAUUCAGAUGACAUCACUGCACCAAGACAGCCAACUUGCGACCGGAUUAUCAACCUUACCCACUUUUAAUAAAGCUGAUUAUAAAUCGAUUACUACUCAAAAGUAAUUUCUUAAGUCGUCUUUCCGUUUGAAGUCGAAAAAAAUUACUUUAGCCGUCUCACUCUAACUCGUGACUAAUCUACGUAAGCAUGAGUGAGACAUACGCAUAUUUGUUCAGUUUACCCGUCUCGUAGAGAGGAUAUUGGGGUCAUGGAACGUGUUUGAAUUUCGAAACACGUCCCGUCCAAUACCGUGCGUUGUUAUUCACUGUUUUAUCAUUGGUUAGGCGGCCCCCGUACCACAAAGUCGGGCCGGUUGUAAAAUCGAUACCGCGCAGUACUGAGAGUAUCGCUUUGCUGUCGCGAGCGGCUGUCGCUGAGGGUUUCAUAGUAGAUCGGCUAUACACUGUGACCGUAUCUUUUAUGUUAUUCGUGCAGCCAUUUCGUUUCGAAAGAUGUCCGGAGUGAGUUUAAUCGUGACGUUUUGAUACGUUUUCUAUAGUUUUUUGACGUUUAAGAAGACACCAUCGCUGUGGAUCUGUUACCAUGCAGCAACCAAUGAAUCAGGCGGAACCCAUAGGGGGUCAGCAGGCCAUGCAGCAGCAGAUGGUGUUGUGUCCGGUUCGAUUCGUGUACGAGACACAAGUGCUGGUCCAACCUGUUCCAGGAGAUCAGAUCCAGCCAAACCAGACCUUCUUCAUCAACCCACAGAACCCACCACCAUGGAUGAACAGGCCGGCACCGAACCCAGUGGUCUACGUCCAGCAGCUGCCCAACAACGUGGUGCACCAGGUCCAACCACAAAUAGACCAGAACCAACUAUACCUCCAACAGAACUUCGCCAACUUCCAACUCCAACAGCACAUGUUGGCCCAAAACCAACAACCCAACCAAGGGAUGCAGAUAGCCAACAUUGUGCCAAACAUGGUACAAACUGUGCAACCAAAUAUGCAGCCAAACGACAGGAACAUGACAGCGACCCCCAACCCCCAACAAAUGCAGACAAACCCACAAAUGAUACAGAAUCAAAUAAACGUACAGAGACAGGUACAGAACCAGCCACAACCCGUAGAUGUUCAAAGGCAGGUAUACAUGAACGUAAGACCCCAAAUGAACCAACAAAUGAACAUAGCCAGGCCCGUCAUGUCGCUAAACCAGAUACAGAACAUGCAAGCCAUGGCCAACAUGCAAAACCUACAAAUACAGCAAGCAAAUGCUGGCCAAACAUUUGUCCAAAACAUUGGGCAAAGAAUGCCGCAAAAUGUGAAUCCUGUCAGACCACAGAUAAUGGGUAACAAUAUGAUGAACGUGCAAAACGUACAAACUAUACCAAACGUGCAAAACGCUCAACCUGUUCAGAAUGUACAAAAUAUACAGAAUAUUCAAAACAUUACCAUGAAGCCUCCGCAGCCACCGUCAGAACCGAACAAAGUGAUGAAUACUGUGGGCACAGCGCCGCCGCAAGUGAGGAACUUUGCUCAGAACUACAACUGCAGACCUAUACAACCGAGGCGCCGGUUCGAGAGCCCAAACGUACCUAAAAUGCAACCACAGCCAAAUAUACCAGUACAACAACCUCUACACAUACCCGUGCAACCCCCUCCCCCACCCACACAGUACAACCAAGAAAGAGCAAACAGCCACACAGUAGUUUCAAAUAUAGCCACAAACACGAACUUCUUAAACAACCCGAAUGUAAGUAGGAAAAGAAAAAGCGAAUCGCCAGACGAAAUAGAACAUAAAAUGGCACCGCAACCGCCACCCAAACCGAUAUACAAGAAUAUACAACAGGGUAUUACUAUUACUAAGAUAUCUAACGAAAUAGGUACGAACACAAGUCCUCAGCAUAGUAAAAGUAAUACGAAUAAUGUUAAAAUGAACAGUACUGCUGUGCAAAUGACACCCGCUCCACAGCUGAUGGUGGUAGAAGCGCCAGAAACAUCGGAUGCUAACAAAAAAAGUAUAAAUGAAACAAGGACUGUGAUAGCUCCCGUUACUGAGAGCGAUAAACUUAUAAGAAACACAGUGUUCACACAAGCUCGAGGCAGAGUUUUACAAGACAAAAUAAAUGAUACGUUACCUAUACAGGUUGUAGAGAAUAAAACGCCAGAAAGUGUUCAAAAUGCGACUGAAACUAGGACUGAUAAUGAGGUACAGACUGAAAAAGACGCGGUAAUGACUGAACCGCCUGUUGAUAAGGUCCAGCCUGAAAAAGCUGUUAGCAUACCACAGACUGAAACCGUGAAAGUUGAUGUAAAUAUUGCUACAGAGAAGAAAGUUGUUGAAGUUAAGAGUGAUGUUUCGAAAGAUGUUGUUAAAAGAGAGGAAGAAAAUAAGAGUCCUGAUAUACAGGAAGGGAAAUUAGUGAUAGAUGAGUCUAAGGAUCAGAUUAUUGAGGUUAAGGAUGAGAAGAUGGACAUACCUGAGAGGUAUCCGCAGAAACAAGACAUACUCACACAUGUAGUCGAUGGUUAUGUUAUUCAAGAGUCCAACUUCGCUUUUCCGAUCAGAAAACCACUAAUAGAGAAGACGCUACACGCCAACCUGAAGGCUGAAUCAGAAGCAACAGAUGCCCUGAAAGAGUGUAUGAAAGAAGAGAUGAAGAAUCCAGAAGUAGACGGGCAAUUGUUACCGUUCCACUAUCUCCUUCUGCACUGCGAGAAGAAGAAAGAAGAAGAGGAAAAAGAGGAUGUCAAGCAGAUGAACCCGUUUGCUGAUUUACAGCAUACCACUGUUAAAACUUGGACGGUGGAAGAUCUCUCCAGCCACCUGAUGAAAUACGAUUGGAAGGACACAGUAUCAGUAUUCCAGGAUCAUGAGAUAGACGGAGAAUCCUUAUUCUUAGUUUCAAAGAACCAACUAGUCAGUAUAGGAGUUACGGAAGAAAAUGCAGACGUUAUCUGUGCAUUCGUCAGAAGCUGAUCAUCAGAUAAUCGGGAGGAAUCGAUCCUAAUCGAUUACGAUUGGGAAAUAAAAUCGAAUUUCAUCCGAGUACAUACUAACAAUCGUUCCUCUCACAAUCGAGUCAACAAUCGUUCAUAUUACAAUAGAUAUUCUAGGAAAUUUAAAUUAAAACUGUCGAGAAUCGGUAAUCGAUCGUUUUAUAAUCGAUUUGUGAAAAAUAGGAGAUAUGUUAAUUCUGUUAUGAAACCAGGGUUUGGUUUAGUUUAUCCAAAGAAUACGAGGAAUUGUGCAGCAGUUGAUAUAUUAAAUAGAGAUAUAGACAUUAAUAUUUAUGCAGAUAUACAUGUACAGAUUCCAAAACCAUGCAACUAUAGACCUAAGCAGAGUACAGUAAGACACAAAUUAAGUAUUCAAAAAGAAGCCACAAAGAAUUCAAGUAACAUACAGCAAGGAGAAAACUUUGACAAAGACAUAGCAACAGCUGAAAGUAAUAUUGAAAAACUGAAAAAGGUUAUCGAACGUUUGGAAAGGAAUGAUAUUAUAGUAACGGAGAUUCACGACAAUGGCAAUGAUAAUGGAAACAGAGUCCAGGAAAACGAUGAUAUUAUGGAAAAAGAAGAAAAAGCAGUUUUCAAAGAUGCUCAUGUCAAUCUAAAGAGAAUUUUGCUACAGAAUUAUAUUGUACCAACAAAUAGUAAUAGUUACGACAUAACCAAUGAAUUUAGAGACGGACCAUCAAAUGUAAAUGAGUAUUCAGCGUCGAAUAACAAUGAAACAAGUCCCGAAAAACAUGGCAAAGUAAUAAUAGAAAUAAAUACAGAAAAUGACGAAGAAAGCACUCAUAAUAAGAUCACAAUCAAAGAACAUGACAAUGCUGAAGAGAAAGUCGUUUUUAAAGAAGCUUAUGUUAACUUGAGACGUCUGUUAUUAGACAAGUACGCAACAAAUAUCGAAGAACCACAUACAGAAGAAAAUAUUGAAACAAAUAAUAACAUAAGAGUGUAUUUAAAAACGAAACACGACAUAGAUAAUAUUGUUCAUGAAACUGACAAAAAUACUGACAGUAUACUAGAAUUACCAAAAGCUACUGAAUCAGUUGACAAUGAAAGCAGUUUCUCUUUAGCUGUGAAACAACAGUUUGAUGAUCUGAUACCAGGGACUAGUGAUGGACUUAAGGGAGUAGUGUAUGAGGCAAAGAAGGAGAGUGAAGGAGUGAAGGGAGAUAAGAAACAUGUUUUGACUCAUGUCAUCGAUGGAUUCAUUAUUCAGGAGUCGAGUUAUCCCUUCCCAGUCCAAAAAUCUUUCCCUUUGAUGACCACUUCAUCAGCACUAGAGCAGAUCAGCACUCAGUAUACUGCAGAUGAAUUAGAAGAAAAAAUAAUAGGCGAUAAUGAAAAUUUUGAUGGACCAGAACAGUACA